Molecule: messenger RNA, 2134 nt
Organism: Pogoniulus pusillus (Red-fronted tinkerbird)
Lineage: Eukaryota; Metazoa; Chordata; Aves; Piciformes; Lybiidae
Gene: TMEM139
Product: transmembrane protein 139
Exons: 2
Coding region: 1-642 (213 amino acids)
Source: RefSeq, a predicted model, not a curated record
AUGUGGUUAGAAACACACUGCAAGAACAUUCGCCAAGCCUUGCUGCUUCUUUUCACUGCUGCUCUUCUCAUUGGGGUCACCAUGCUGGCUGUCUCAUCUAACAUCAACCCAGUAGGCUAUUUCUUCCUAGGAGCAGGGGGAGUGUGCCUGAUGGGCUAUUUGCUCAGCAUAUUUGUCGACUGCUACCUGAGGAAUCAGCACCAACGUGACGCAAACGAGAUAACUCCAAGCAGGCAGAGCCAAGCAGGGGUGAAUGCUGCCUAUGAAGCUCCCACUUACGAGGAGGUGAUGACCAUGUCAGCUCCAGCAAUAUGGACAAUUGCAUCCAAUCCAGGCUCAGUGCCCUCACCACUGAAUGAGCCUCCUCCUUACAGCAUAGUUAUUGAAUCAUCUGCUCAGGAAGAGAUUAGGGUGGAGGGUCUCACGCUGUCAGUGGCAUCAGACUCCAGGCGGUCCUCUGAGCCAGCCGCAGGCUCCAGGGCGCACUCACAGCUGGCACUGCCCCUGAGGUGUCAGCGCUUUGUUUCGGACAUCCAUGAAAUGAAAGGGAUUGAAGACAGGCUUGAGCCACUGGAACCACUCACUCCACCACCUGCUUAUGAGAGUGCCAUCAGUGAUGAAGUGUUUGAAGAUGCUUCCUAGCCCUCCAUGCACCUCCCUCUGCACCUUCCAUGAAUGCAGAGCCAAAUCCUCACCCCAAUACACGAUGUUCCCGUGAGGAAGGUGAAAGAGCUGAGAUUUUUUACACCUCAAAUUGCAGAGGUUCAUCUCAACACUCUUUGAACCACAGCUGAAACAGAUCCUGGUGACACAAACUAUUAGUGCAAUACCACAGCACUUUGGUUUGGUGAAUGCAUAAAAACACUGUGGGGAAAGGUGUGUUACAUAUAGCAAUGAUUCUCAGAGUGGGAGAAGAGUGAAUCAUGAGAAGAGACAAGGGUGCCAAAGGAUGUCUGCAGAAGGACUACAGGAUGCAGCCGGGAGAAGCUGCCCGGGAAAGGGAAGCAAUGGAGGUAGCAGCAGUGGGUGCUGCUUGUGCAUUAGAAAUAGCAGUACUGUUGAGAUCUGUGCAGUCAUGAUUACCCUAAAAUCUCUGCUGAGAGACAGAGGCUGCAUUCCCUGAGUUGGUGUUUCACAGCAACACAAAUUUCUGGACUGCACUGUUUGUUGUUACACCUGAUCCACAUCCUCCCUCUGCGGCACUUGGUCCACCUUCUCAGCUGUGCUGCACUGCAGUGUGGCUGAGGGAAGGGUAGCUGUCUUCAUCUGGAAGCUGGUACAACUUGAAACCUGUCACUUGAGGUUGAAAAGCUGAUGGCAAGUAUGCACCAUGAAAUUACUUCUGUUGUUGACAAGGUUCUUAUUCCAUACAGCCUGCAGAGGUGGACAAGAGGGGUAACAGCACUUUUCCUCCAGCAAGAGGGGCGAGCAGCAGGACACAUACACACAUAGCUGUCCUGUGCCUGGAACACUAGGUUCUGCAGCUCCACGGGAGGGUGUACGUCUCUGCUGUACUACAGCCCCUGACAGGGGGGUUUGCACUUUUACAAGUGGGUGUAUUUCUCUACUGUUCUACAGCCCCAGACAGGUGGCUGGAAAUACUUCAUUGUAUCACAGCAGGCAUUUGCACAGAAAGGUCAAUGCUCAGUCUGUCCCUAAGGAGAUACUGUGUGCAGAAGCUUCACUCUGGGCUCUGGACAGAACCAGUCGGCCUGCUGACACCAUAGAUGCAGUGGAGAACACCUGAGAGGAGCAGUGACGAGACAGGUGCAGUCUUCAUUAAGACAGCUUUAGGCUGGAGCUGGGUUAUGGCUCGCACUGCAAAGUAAUUGUGUGUGUGUGAGUUUAACUGAACUGAAGGUUCUGCAAUGUUAAAGUGGUCUGCAGUAUGCAGAAGGCUUCUUGUCUGGUGGAUGUGCAAAUAAAGAAAAGAAAGAAAAACAGCAGUGUGACUGUCCUUUAAAAGAAGAGCAGCAAUUAUCACAGCUUUGUCUCACAUAUUUGCAUCAUCUUUAAUUCACAAGGAGCCAUCAAACCAUAGUCUAGAAGCAAAUCAAUUAUUUCUCGUUGUUUGAUUCUUUAGAGCUCAAAGGGGGCAAAAAAGAGAGCAUUCAAUAUUAUUUAUAAAUAAAUG